Molecule: messenger RNA, 3039 nt
Organism: Nilaparvata lugens (brown planthopper)
Lineage: Eukaryota; Metazoa; Arthropoda; Insecta; Hemiptera; Delphacidae
Exons: 2
Coding region: 1284-2711 (475 amino acids)
Source: RefSeq, a predicted model, not a curated record
UGGAACUAAAUUACUAAAUGUUAAAAAAUGAAGUUACCUAAAUGUUAAAAAAUGUCUCGCUGUACCUAAAUAAAAUUCUGCAAAUUUUAAGGCUUGCUUCUGAUUUAAAAUUUAUUGUAAAAAGUAUUACAUAUGGGUUCCAUGUUACAGGAAUGCAAAGAGGAAGAAAGUACAUGAACUGACCGAAAGAGAGCAUAGAAGAGAGAAAAAGAAGUGGAGACAGAGGCAAAAUGCAAGUAGAAAAAAGAAAAAAAUUGAUAAUGCAAACCGAGAACUAACGCCUCCUUCUACACCAGAGCCAUCGCCAUCAAAUUCCAAUGGUAAUAAAGUGAGAGGACGCAAAGUUAUACUACGUCACAGAUCAAAGUGUGUCAGGGAAAAUAAAAGACUCCAAGCACAUGUGAAAAUAUUGGAAGAAAAAAUCAGAAAUGAACAGAGAAAGGCUGAAAAAUACAAAAAAAGAUUACAAAGACAGAAUGCCAAACAAAAUAAUAAAUUGAAUAUGAUGCCAGACAGUGACCUGACUCCUAAUUCAAAAACAAGAAAGAUGUUGACAGACCUAGAUAAUGAUUUAAGUGAGUCAAAUAUUCGGAGAAGAAAGUCUCUCCUUAUGAAUUCAAGUGUGGCAAGAACAUUGACAUUUCACAAUGCAAUGACAAGUUCUAUAAAAGAAAACUACAUGGGAGCAAAAUCUAAGAUAGUUAAACGCCACAUAAGCUCGGCACUUUCUUCCAAACUGAUACUGCGAUACCGUUUUCAAACUAUGAUUGGUAGAACAUUGGGUCUCUCAUGUUGCCAACGCUUGCUUCAAAAGCGUCAGUUAAAAGAUAACAAAAGGCGCUUUUUAAUAGAAAGCUUUUUCUUGAGUGAAGACGUGAGCCGCACCACAGCUGGUAUCAAAGAAACAGUGACAAGAAAGAAAAUCAAAAAGCAAAAACGCUAUCUCCUCUCAGACAUGAAGACUCUAUUCAAAAAUUUAUCAAGUUACAUGGUCGUGGAAUAUCGUACACAACUUUCACCCGAUUCAGACCGUUUUAUGUAUUGAAACCAACUGAAGUGACUAGAAAUACUUGCUUAUGUAAACAACAUACAAACAUAGAACUAAAAGCAGCAAAGCUACGACAGAUGAAUUUAAUUGAUGAAAAAGACCCACAUAAACUGUACCCACUUACAGUAUGUGACAAAAGCAACUGUCAAUGCAUGUAUAACAUGUGUCAGAUAUGCAAGACAUUGACUGUUCCUUUGAAAGACUUUGAGGGGAACAAUGAAGUGAAGUGGGAGAAAUGGGUAACUGCAAAAGAAAUAAGACAAAAAAGAAAAACGGUGAAGUUGUUUCUGUCCCCGUGCAGAUCACAUCCAAAGUGACAGUUGAUGGUACACUUAGUCAAUUAACAAAAGAGUUCCAUGAAGAAAUAACUCUCUUGAAGAAACAUGCCUUCAAUAUUAAAAUACAAAAUAAGGGCUAUGAUGACGUGAAAACUAACUUAAAGAGGAACGAGGCCAUUCUACACGCCGACUUUUCUGAGAACUAUUCAUGCAAACUUGCUUCAGAAGUGCAGAGUUUCCAUUUUGGUGGAAGUAGGAAUCAGGUGACUCUCCAUACCGGCAUUAUGUAUACGUCAACUGAAAAACCACUUCCAUUUGCUACAGUAUCUCCUAAUAAAGAGCAUGGACCCGCCGCUAUUUGGGCGCACUUGAAGCCAGUUCUGGAAUACUUGAAAAUUGAACACCCAGAUGUGAGUACAGUACACUUUUUUUCUGACGGACCUUCCAGCCAGUAUAAGCAAAAACAGAACUUCUAUUUGUUUACAACACAAGUAUAUGAAUUAGGAUUUCAAAAUGCAACUUGGUCUUUUUUUGAAUCUUCCCAUGGUAAAGGGGCACCAGAUGGUGUUGGCGGUGCUCUAAAACGAAUGGCGAACCAUUAUGUUGCUCAUGGCUGUGACAUUACUGAUGCAACAGUGUUCUUCAACUUAAUGAAAGAAAAAAGCAAGAUAAAGCUUUUCUAUGUAACAGAUAAUGACAUUGAACAGUCUUUCGAAAACUUACCCAGUAUACCCCUAAAAACGAUUGCUGGUACAAGGGGUAUUCACCAAGUCAUUACAUAUAAGAAGAAUGAAAUGAUUUUCAGGCCGCUAUCUUGUUUUUGUGAUGCAAAUAAAUGGGAAGAAGGACUUACUUGCAAGUGCUAUUUUCCAGCUGAGUCAGUAUCAUUUACUGAGAAACAGAAAAAAUGCAAGCAGCGGAAAAAGAGCCGUUACGAAGCAAUCUACUCUUCAUCAGAGUCUGAUUCGGAAGCAGAAAUCAGCCUGGUUGAAUCGGAUGAUGACAUAUUGACAAUGGAGGAUUUUGCCAACCACAUGCAAAGAGAGUCUGUGGAUCAAGAAGUACUACUAGAGGCUCCAACAGAAGCGAAUAUUUCCGAGGGAACAUUCAUUAUUGUGGAGCUAUUAGGUGGUUUGAGGAAAAAAACAAAACUUAAAUUUGCUGGUCUAGUUACUAGAAAAUGCAACCGAGAAGACGAUGGUGACUACAUUGUGACAUUUUUGGUGAAACAGGGAACUGAUGAUUGUUAUUUACUGAAUGAAAAAGAUGUUUCUGCAAUUGAUUUCGCUCAAGUCAAUGCUGUUCUUCCACAGCCUGAAAUAGUUAUGAGAGGUUCAGAACGCUUUGCAUAUAAAUUCCCCUGCUGCCUGGAAAACUAUUUCUAAUUAGUCGUUUUUCACAAGCAAAAAAUAAUACAACAUUUAACAUUAGUUAUUGACAUUUAGUUUACACUCUGAAACUUUGUAAUAAUUUAAUUUGGUCAAAAUUACAUAACGUUUUUAAAAUUAAUAAUUUGUGUUAUUUUUUCUGAACUUUUAAAACUUACAAGUUCUAGACAAGAACGCACAUGUCAUGAGUGUUACUAUCUGUCACGAGUGUUACUAAUUGUCAUGAGUGUUACUUUAGUCAAAAUAUAAAAAAAACUAAUAAUAUAAAUACUUUAUGAAAUAACCCGAUGUGUACAAUUAAAUCAUAAUGGUUCUUUAACUGAAA